UGAUUAGAUUACCCAACAAAGCAAAAAAGGAAAACAAGCCUCCAUGAAAUAAACAACACCAGCUGAAUUCAUUCAUAAGCACAAAAUCUCACUCUUCCUCUUCCUCCGCUCAACAAUUCGCCUGAAUUCUCAUUCCGCCACCACAAUCUUCCCCUCCGCCACCGUAUUCCGAUCCAAGAUUCUAUCCCCCCCCCCCCCAAACGCUGCAGUAUCGACUACACUCCGAUUGAUGCAACAACACAGUCUGUGAGCUUGUUCGAGAACGAAAACCCAGUUCAAUUUUGAUCAUUAUCGUGAUUCUAGGGUUUUGAUUUCACCCUUUUUUGAAAUUCCAUCCAUUGAUUUGGGUUUUGUGAGGAAUGGCAUCUUACAGGCCUUUCCCUCCGCCGUCGAGUCAAAACCCUAUCUCAGCCCCACCACCACCGCAGCCACCGCAACAACGCGGCAAUCAUCAGGGCAAUUGGGGUGGUGGCGGUGGUUGUUACGGUUACGCUCCUGGUGCUGCAGAUCCUUCUACUUCUUCAUUCCCCCAAAUGCCUCCGAAUUCCAAUUAUCACCACCAUCAACAACAGCAGCACCAUCAUGCUCCUCCGCCUAAUUCCUAUCACCACCUCUAUGCAUACCCACCGGCGCCACUUCCGCCGCCUCCUCCGCCACCACCUGAAACAUCCUACCACCCACCACCGCCUCCUCCUCCUAUGUAUUACCCCCCUUCUAGUAAUAGUCAAUACAAUCACCAACAACCACCACCUCCUCCGCCGUUGUCGCCGGGUGCUUCUUCUGUCCCACCACCACCACCUCCUCCUGCCUCGCCGCCGCCUCCUCCUCCGAAUAAUGAAGAGAGGGCGUUUACUAAAGGCUCCUUGAAGGAUCCUUCCACAUCCGGCAGGCGCGAAUACGAGCAUUCGAAUCAUAAGCAGCACAGCAAGCCUCCUCCGGGUCCGGUGCAUAAGGUGAGUGGGGCUGUCAGGAGGGCUGAGACUGAUGAGGAGAAGAGGUUGAGGAAGAAGAGGGAGUAUGAGAAGCAGAGGCAGGAAGAGAAGCAUAGGCAGCAGCAGCAGUUGUUGAAGGAAUCCCAGAACAAUGUGUUGCAAAAGACUCAGAUUUUGGCUUCUGGGAAGGGAGGGCAUGGCUCUUCUAUUGCGGGGUCUCGAAUGGGAGAAAGGAGAACUGCUCCUUUAUUGAGUGGUGAGAGGGUUGAAAAUAGGUUGAAAAAGCCUACCACUUUUUUGUGUAAGCUCAGAUUCCGAAAUGAACUUCCAGAUCCAAGUGCGCAACCUAAGCUUAUGGCGUUCAAGAAAGAUAAAGAUCAAUAUGCAAAAUAUACAAUCACAUCUCUGGAGAAAAUGUACAAACCUAAACUUUUUGUGGAGCCAGAUCUGGGGAUACCUCUGGACCUGCUUGAUCUCAGUGUUUACAAUCCUCCCAGUGUCAGACCACCUCUUGCUCCAGAAGAUGAAGAUUUAUUAAGAGAUGAUGAAGUGAUCACUCCAGUAAAAAAAGAUGGCUUAAAGAGAAAAGACAGGCCUACUGAUAAAGGUGUAGCUUGGCUUGUUAAAACACAAUAUAUAUCUCCACUAAGCAUGGAUUCGGCGAAACAGUCUUUAACUGAAAAACAAGCUAAGGAGCUGAGAGAGAUGAAGGGGCGCGGCAUUUUGGAUAAUCUUAACAGUAGGGAAAGACAAAUCAGGGAAAUUGAAGCAUCAUUUGAAGCAGCAAAGUCGCACCCUGUUCAUGCAACCAACAAAGAUUUGUAUCCUGUUGAGGUUUUGCCAUUGCUGCCUGAUAUUGAUAGGUAUGAGGAUCAGUUUGUUCUUGCUGCAUUUGAUAAUGCUCCCACAGCUGAUGCUGAUAUGUACACUAAAUUAGACAAAUCUGUUCGUGAUGCCUAUGAAUCAAGGGCAGUUAUGAAAAGUUAUGUUGCAACCGGCUCCGAUCCUGCAAAUCCUGAGAAAUUUUUGGCAUACAUGGCCCCAACACCUGGAGAGCUGUCAAAGGAUAUAUAUGAUGAAAAUGAAGAUGUUUCUUAUUCUUGGGUCCGCGAAUAUCAUUGGGAUGUUCGGGGUGAUGAUGCAGAUGACCCUACAACAUUCUUAGUUGCAUUUGAUGAGUUAGAAGCACGCUAUGUGCCUCUUCCAACUAAACUUGUUUUAAGAAAAAAGAGGGCUACAGAGGGAAGAUCUGGUGAUGAGGUUGAGCAAUUUCCAAUACCUUCAAAAGUGACCGUAAGGCGGAGAUCAAGCGUUGCUGCAAUUGAGCGGAAGGAUUCUGGGGUUUAUACAAGUUCAAAGGGUAAUUCAUCGAGGAGAGGAGAUUUGGAAAUGGAUGAUGAUGCUCUCGAACACCAACAUAGAGUUGCAGCACACCAGGACAAUUAUCAGUCGAGUGGAGCAGAAGAUGACAUGUCUGAUUGAUUCAUUAACCCAAAUGCUGCUUCCUUAAAGAAAAUUUGUUCAAUUAGUUGGUGGUUGGAUUGGCAGUAGAUAGCUGUAUUACUUGUGUUUCAAUGAAGUUUAACUUAAUUCGCGUACUUUCAGAUUGUAGGUAGCUGUUAAAUUGAUAUAGAUUUUGUUUUCAAUACCCCAUUAAAAUAGAAAUUAUUGAGAAAUAAUGAAAUGUAAAAAGCAUGUCAGACUCUACUUGGAAUUUUAUCAUUGCUCCGGAUGUUUUUAGUGCA
Molecule: messenger RNA, 2677 nt
Organism: Lotus japonicus
Lineage: Eukaryota; Viridiplantae; Streptophyta; Magnoliopsida; Fabales; Fabaceae
Product: protein PAF1 homolog
Exons: 12
Coding region: 360-2414 (684 amino acids)
Biological process (GO): transcription elongation by RNA polymerase II
Cellular component (GO): Cdc73/Paf1 complex
Molecular function (GO): chromatin binding; RNA polymerase II complex binding
Source: RefSeq, a predicted model, not a curated record